This is a messenger RNA of Mollisia scopiformis, 811 nucleotides long. RefSeq lists its product as uncharacterized. Bases 86 to 637 code for a protein of 183 amino acids. The transcript has 4 exons. The record is from RefSeq and is a predicted model, not a curated record. Gene Ontology annotation, molecular function: DNA-binding transcription factor activity, RNA polymerase II-specific; DNA binding; zinc ion binding. Gene Ontology annotation, cellular component: nucleus. Gene Ontology annotation, biological process: DNA-templated transcription; regulation of DNA-templated transcription. NCBI's taxonomy places the organism in Eukaryota, Fungi, Ascomycota, Leotiomycetes, Helotiales, Mollisiaceae.
AGCCCAUUUACCUCGGACCACUUUCAGUUAAGACUAACUCCUUAAGGCCCAUCUGUAUAUAUAGUGGUGUUGCUGACGGCUCAAGAUGAGGGUGUCUACAGCUUGUCAAGCAUGUCGAUCUCGCCGACGAAAAUGUGAUACCCCGCAUUUUGGGGCUCCUUGCAACUAUUGCUCAGAGCGUGGCAUACAGUGUACGAGAGACACCUCCACCACUUUACCAAGCUCAAAGAACAAUAAAUCAAUUGUAUCAAGUGGAUUACAGCUUCGAGAUAUCGCAGCUCAAUCAAGUCAAUCAUUUCAAGACGCACUUCCUCCACUUCCAAUAUGUCUUGAGCUUGUCAACUUAUAUUUCGACUUUAUUCACGACCAAUUUCAUUCUCUGUUCCAUCGACCGAGUAUGAUUGAAGAUGUUGAAAAGGGUGUUGCUUCGCCUGUCAUAGUUCUUGCUAUGCUGGCACUAUCUGCAAGAUUUUCGACUAAUUCCUUCUUCUCAAGCAUCAAUCCAAGAGAAAGAAGUGAUGACUUUGCAAGAGAAAGCAGUCGUCUGCUCAAUCUUAGAGAUGUGUCGUUGUCCACUGUUCAAGCUUGCGUGCUUCUAGGUGCAUUCAGCAUCACCCGUGGUGAGGCGCACGCAUAAUCAGUAUAUUACUGCGUCGCUUGUCGGAUCGCGAACCUUCUGGAUCUUGCCUACAAGCCAACUUCUGGUGCAGUAGAGCGCGAAGUCAACGUACGAGUGUGGUGGUCUUUGUGCAUGAUAGAUGUUUGGUCUUCAACAGGAGUGAGACUUCCAAGACAGAUGCCAACACUGGAA